CCUUCCACUCCAAAUCCACAUCAUGAGAAAUCAAGGCAAUCGAGAAUACGAUAGCACCGAGAACCGCGCUCAAAAUCUACGCACGUGCCGUCAAGCAUAACGCUUUCCUAGUUUUUUUUUACGUUAAUUUGUAGCCGAUAAUUUCCACCUGGAUCAGCCUGCGCUGGACAUCCCACUGCAUCCGCUUGCUUGCUUGGUCGCUACCAACCUAUGCAGCAACCCACGCGAGAGACGCAGAGAUGGAAAGCUCGAGCAUUAGCGACUUUUGCCUGUUCAUUCCAAGACUCAUUCUCAUUUGUGCUUUAAAGUACUCAAACCAACAACUUCGGACUCUUAAAUCUGCCAACCACUUCACCAUGGCCCAGUACGCGGCUGAAGAUGCGACUUCUACACCUACGCAGGAAACCUCAGAUGUCGACAAGGUCGAGAACGGAUACGCCAACAUGCCUAGCACCCCCAAAGCGACGGAUCUCCUCCCCACUACGACCAACAAGCGCACGGGUAUGUACCGGUUAGCGGUGCAGAGCGUGCAUCUGCGCGAAUGCUUCGCCGAGUUCCUUGGUACCUUCGUCAUGAUCGUGUUCGGCAUGGGCGUCAAUAACCAAGUGACCAACUCACAACAAGCCAACGGCACGUGGCUCAGUAUCAACAUUUGUUGGGGUAUCGGUGUGAUGAUCGGCGUCUACUGCUCCGAAGGUGUCAGUGGUGCCAACCUGAACACAGCUGUGACAUUGGCCCACUGCGUCUACGGCCGCUUACCAUGGUGGAAGGCCCCGGGUUACAUGUUUUCGCAGUUCCUUGGUGCCUUCUGUGGCGCGUUUGUGAUCUGGGUCAUGCAGUGGCAAAACUUGAACUUAAUCGACCCGAACCGAGAAACCACACAGAGCAGCUUCGCUACGUACCCUUCUGAGGGUAUUUCCAACUAUACAGCUUUCUACACUGAGUUCGUUGGCACAGCCAUGCUGGUACUUAGUAUCUACGCCAUUACAGAUCAGAAGAACCGUCCAGCCGGUAAAUACGGCAACGCGUUUGCCUUCGCUCUCAUGAUCAUGGCUCUGGGUAUGGCUUUCGGUAUGAACACGGGUUACGCUGUAAAUCCAGCUCGUGACUUCGGUCCUCGUCUGUUCACAUUGUGCGCUGGCUGGGGCUCGAAGGUGUUCACAUCGCACCAUUAUUACUUCUGGAUCCCCAUUGUAGCGGACCUUCUUGGUGGUGUCGCCGGCGCCGGCCUCUACCGUCUUUUGGUGGAGAUUCAUCACCCCCAGGCACCAUUGUUUUAAGUAGAAAUUCCUAAAAAAAAUUAAUAAAUACAAAGAAUUAACUUAGAAAAAAUGUUGAAGGCCUGGUCACAAAAUUUCACUUAUUGAAAUUCUCAC
This is a messenger RNA of Phytophthora nicotianae INRA-310, 1376 nucleotides long. RefSeq lists its product as hypothetical. The transcript has a single exon. The record is from RefSeq and is a predicted model, not a curated record. Lineage: Eukaryota; Oomycota; Peronosporomycetes; Peronosporales; Peronosporaceae. Bases 240 to 1280 code for a protein of 346 amino acids. Gene Ontology annotation, cellular component: plasma membrane. Gene Ontology annotation, molecular function: water channel activity; glycerol channel activity. Gene Ontology annotation, biological process: water transport; glycerol transmembrane transport.